GAUGUGGCACUAUUUCUAUUUAAUGGUUAUAUACCAUGGAAUUGGCCAACAGUAAUGGCUAUACCGUUAAAUACACAACCCGAGCCAAGUGGCACCAUAUGUACAGUAUCGGGUUGGGGUUCAACGGGUUAUAGCUAUAUAUCAGAUGUCUUAAUGGAAGCCACUGUACCCAUUGUAAAUUACACCACUUGUGAUACGAAUUAUGGUAAUCUUUCGAUGGGCAUGUUAUGUGCUGGUUACAUGCAAACCGGUGGUGUCGAUGCCUGUCAGGGUGAUUCUGGUGGUCCUUUAGUUUGUAACGGUGUCCUAGUUGGUAUUGUUUCCUGGGGUCAAGGCUGUGCUCAACCUGGUUAUCCGGGUGUUUAUACGAAUGUUUCAUACUAUAAUAAUUGGAUUGUUACAAAUAAUAAUUCUUUUAAUUAUAGUUAUUAUCGUUAUUAUGACUAUGAUGGUGGUGAUGGAGCGAAUCGAAAUGUGUCGAUGUUUUUAAGUUUUGUUAUGCCUUUAGUUAUGUUAAUGUUAAGGAAAUAUUUUACCGAAUAAGUAAUGAAGUAAAAUAAUAAAAAAUUAUCCAUAAAUAGGGCUACAACUAAGAAAA
Messenger RNA from Lucilia sericata (common green bottle fly), 598 nucleotides. RefSeq names its product trypsin-1-like. NCBI's taxonomy places the organism in Eukaryota, Metazoa, Arthropoda, Insecta, Diptera, Calliphoridae. The record is from RefSeq and is a predicted model, not a curated record. The coding region runs from base 55 to 543 and encodes 162 amino acids. Gene Ontology annotation, biological process: proteolysis. Gene Ontology annotation, molecular function: serine-type endopeptidase activity. The transcript has 2 exons.